Molecule: messenger RNA, 357 nt
Organism: Neurospora tetrasperma FGSC 2508
Lineage: Eukaryota; Fungi; Ascomycota; Sordariomycetes; Sordariales; Sordariaceae
Exons: 2
Coding region: 76-357 (93 amino acids)
Source: RefSeq, a predicted model, not a curated record
CCGUCAGAUUGUUUUGGUUCCUCUUCUCUAAAAAGACUCUCUGGAGUAUUCAACCUCUGCCAAUCUACAGCCGACAUGAGGCGACGACUACCACUAGGGCAAAGGCAGAACAAGCAGAACAAGCAGAACAAGCAGAAUCCGCAGAACAAGCAGAACAAGCAGAACAAGCAGAACCCGCAAAUCCACCAGUUCAUCGACCCCAAUUUCCCCGACAGCAGCGACCAGUGUAAACUAAGCAAACGCGAUGUCUCACAUAGCGUCGAACUCCCUGAACCAAUCCGCUCACUACCGACUGUCACUCGCAUGCGCGCCCGCUCCCAUCCGCAGCGACCAUUCAACGGCGGUCCUCACGGAUGA